AUGUCUGAACCCAGUAUCAAACUUAGAACUGCAAAGGAUUCUUUAGUAUCUUCACUAUUUGAAUUAUCGAAAGCUGCUAACCAAACCGCUUCAUGCUUAGUGGAUUUCUAUCAUUCUAUUGGGGAUGAUGAAGAUGAAAGACUUGAAGCGUUCACCAUCUUAACAGAAGCAUUACAGAAAUUAACUUCCUCUACAAACCAGUUGAAUUCCAUAAGCACUGAAUUAACGCAUUCAGCAGAAGAUGAGAAGGAUAUUCCGGUCGCAGAGGCUCCAGCCAAGCUCGUCAAGAAGAAGAUUCCACGUGAUCCAAAUGCUCCAAAGAAACCACUAACUGUUUUCUUUGCUUACUCCGCAUACGUUCGUCAAGCUUUACGUGAUGAAAGACAGAGGGCAGGCCUCCCACCAUUGUCUUCUACCGAAAUUACCCAAGAAAUCUCUAAGAAGUGGAAGGAUUUAGGUGAAUCUGAAAAAGAUAAAUGGAAGCAGGCUUACAAUGCUGAACUUGAAAAUUAUCAAAGGGAAAAACAGAAGUACCUGGAAGCCAAAAAAAAUGGAACUUUAACAUUGAAUGAAGGCCCUAAUUCUGCUCCAGUUCCUAUCCCUGAGUACCUACAAUCACCGGAAGACUUCGGUAUCUCACAAAUUGAAAAGAGGCCUUAUGAAGAAGAGAUUGUGAGUGAAAAGAAAAAGAAGAAGAAGAAGAAGGAUAAGAAGAAGGAUAAAUCUAACAAGGACUAA
Molecule: messenger RNA, 738 nt
Organism: Kluyveromyces marxianus DMKU3-1042
Lineage: Eukaryota; Fungi; Ascomycota; Saccharomycetes; Saccharomycetales; Saccharomycetaceae
Gene: HMO1
Product: Hmo1p
Exons: 2
Coding region: 1-738 (245 amino acids)
Biological process (GO): regulation of gene expression
Cellular component (GO): nucleus
Source: RefSeq, a predicted model, not a curated record